UCUAGGGGUGCGUCGCGAAUUUUUGAAAGUUUUAUCUGUACUUUUUUUUUGUAAUAAAUGUUAAAACGAAUGGGGCGACAUAAAAAUGUUCAACGAUAUGAGAUACGCGAAUUACAGACAGCGUCUUUUUCUCUGUCUGGCACAACCGGAACUGUCGCAAACCUCAAGUGUACUGUCGAAUUUACAUAAAACAAAGAAACAAUGACUGAAACCUAUAUUGGGAUCGGUUCACCAAGAGUAGAAGUGCGCACGUGCGGACCAUCCGCGAGGAAAAUCAAACUAGCAGGGGAGCUUGACCCUUGGUUAUUGUCUGCUAAGAGAAACAGUUGGGCCCCUGGCCUUCGCCGUGGUAGCAUGCUCUUUGCGCAACAGUUCACAUUGCCGUGCCUGGCCAAAUACAAGAAGUCACGGGCGCCCAGCAAGGCCAUGGAACGAUACGAGAGAUUGGGACGUCUAGGCGAGGGUAGUUACGGGGUAGUUUUUCAAUGCAGAGAUCGACAAACGGGUCGCUUAGUGGCUGUCAAGAAAUUUCAACAGACAGAAGAUGAUCCGCUGAUCCGGAAAAUAGCGCUUCGGGAAAUUCGUCUAUUAAAGAAUCUUAAGCAUCCAAACUUGGUAAACCUUCUGGAAGUCUUCAGGCGCAAGAGGAAGUUGCAUCUUGUCUUUGAGUACUGCGAACACACCUUGCUCAAUGAAAUGGAAAAGUAUCCAAAUGGCUGUCCUGAGAUAACGAUAAGGCAACUCACCUGGCAGAUUCUUCAGGGUGUUGCUUACUGUCAUAGACUAGGAUGCGUGCAUAGGGAUGUCAAGCCUGAGAAUAUUCUUAUUACUGCUGAUGGUGUUGUCAAGCUCUGUGAUUUUGGUUUCGCUAGAAUGCUUAGUCCUGGUGAAAAUUAUACUGAAUAUGUUGCCACCAGAUGGUAUAGGGCGCCAGAGUUACUGGUAGGAGAUACUCAGUAUGGAACACCAGUGGACGUUUGGGCUAUUGGUUGCGUGUUUGCUGAAUUGAUUCGUGGAGAAGCUUUGUGGCCAGGAAAGUCUGAUGUCGAUCAACUGUAUCUAAUAAGAAGAACUUUGGGUGACCUUUUACCACGGCACAUGAUGAUUUUUCAGCAGAAUGAAUUUUUUGCUGGGGUUACCUUGCCUACACCACAGACUCUUACUCCUCUUGAAGAUGCUAUACCAAACCGAAGUAAUACUCCUGUACAGAUUGACUUUUUGAAAAAGUGUUUGGAUAAGGAUCCUGAAUUGAGGUGGACCUGCGAUCAACUUCUGCAACAUAUUUACUUUGAGAACUUUUAUUACAAAAUGCCUGAAGGUGAACUAGAGGAGUUUGAAAAGCUUAGGAAAUAUCGUGACCGAUCCAGAAAUACAAACUACAAUCAAAUGGUGCUACCCCAACUUCCAAAAGUUGCUGGUGUUAUUCACAGUCAUAAUCAAAACGAAACUCGACCACGAAGUUCAUCGCUACAUCAUCAGCAGGAUUUUGAUCAUUUACCCACGAUAUGAGGGGUGUGAGCCUCAUACAUAAUUGUAAUAUAUACUUAGUGCUUUGAAAUGUGUAUUAAUUCACAAUCAUGAUUGUUACAGAUAAUGUUGAUUUUUAACAGAAGCACUUUCAGAGUUUCAAGCAAUUUUGUUUCUUUACAGUUUUUAUUUUUUCAACAUGACUGUAUUUACAAAUGUGGUUAAAUAAAGUUUAUACAAAAUUAA
Messenger RNA from Cephus cinctus (wheat stem sawfly), 1713 nucleotides. Its product is annotated as cyclin-dependent kinase-like 4. The record is from RefSeq and is a predicted model, not a curated record. Gene Ontology annotation, cellular component: nucleus. The transcript has 7 exons. Gene Ontology annotation, biological process: protein phosphorylation. Gene Ontology annotation, molecular function: cyclin-dependent protein serine/threonine kinase activity; ATP binding. The coding region runs from base 202 to 1509 and encodes 435 amino acids. Lineage: Eukaryota; Metazoa; Arthropoda; Insecta; Hymenoptera; Cephidae.